This is a messenger RNA of Labrus mixtus (cuckoo wrasse), 5346 nucleotides long. It is a transcript of the gene castor2, whose product is annotated as cytosolic arginine sensor for mTORC1 subunit 2. NCBI's taxonomy places the organism in Eukaryota, Metazoa, Chordata, Actinopteri, Labriformes, Labridae. Gene Ontology annotation, cellular component: cytosol. Gene Ontology annotation, biological process: cellular response to L-arginine; negative regulation of TORC1 signaling. The transcript is spliced from 9 exons. Bases 238 to 1224 code for a protein of 328 amino acids. The record is from RefSeq and is a predicted model, not a curated record.
GUGAGCGGUCCUGCUUUAGAUUUUGACAGCAGGGUCCGUUUUUUUUACCUCUUUGCUUUUCUUUAUUCCACCCUGCCUCGCUCUUUCUUUCCCCUAUUUAAAAAAAAAACACGCCUUAGCCUGCCGUGUGAAUGUGUGUAUUUAUUUAUUUAUGCAUCCUGUUUGAAAGUGUUUAGGUUUUUUUUUCUUUUCUUUUUUUUACAAUUUAGUCGUCCCUCAAAUGAGAAGACGUAAAAGAUGGAGCUUCAUAUUUUAGAGCACAGCUUGAAAGUGGCGAGUAUAGAGAAAGAGGGGAUCCAGAUUUGCACCCACGGAUUAAUAAAACUCGCUUUCCUGGCCUCCAAAACAAGAUGCAAGUUUUUCAGCUUGACGGAGACUCCCGAGGACUACACCAUAAUCGUCGACGAGGAAGGCUUUAAAGAGUUGCCCCAGUCGGAACACAUCAGUGUUGCUGAUGCCACGUGGUUGGCCCUCAACGUGGUGUCGGGGGGCGGCAACGCCUCCAACUCACAGCCCAUCGGAGUCACCAAAAUCGCCAAAUCAGUCAUCGCACCGCUGGCCGACCACAACAUCUCUGUUUUCAUGCUGUCCACGUAUCAGACCGACUUCAUAUUGGUCCGGGAGCGGGACCUGCCCAUGGUCAUGCACACGCUGUCUUCCGAAUUCACUUUGCUGCGGGUCGUCAACGGGGAGACGGUGGCUGUUCACGACCUGGGAGUCACCAACGGCUUCGUAAAACCUAAACUAGUGCCCCGUCCCAUCAUUCACCCUCUAUCGAGUCCCAGCAACAUGUUCUGUGUGACCAGCCUGGACCCGGACACGCUGCCCUCUGUCGCCACCCUGCUCAUGGACGUCAUGUUUUACUCUGGAGGUCCAAAAGAGCCCGGAGCCUCCAGCGAGGACUCCAACCACAUCCGCUUCUUCUCCUUCUCCCUGAUCGAGGGCUACAUCUCGCUGGUCAUGGACGAGCAGACAACUCAAAGGUUUCCAAACAACGUCCUCUUCACUAGCGCUUCUGGAGAGCUUUGGAAAAUGGUUCGCAUCGGAGGACAACCUUUAGGAUUUGAUGAGUGCGGCAUCGUGGCUCAGAUAUCAGAACCCCUGGCUACAGCUGACAUUCCUGCUUACUACAUUAGUACCUUCAAGUUCGACCACGCACUGGUUCCUGAAGAAAACAUCCAAAGCGUGAUCGGAGCUCUGCGGACCAAGAGCACAGCACAGUGAACGACUUUGCCGGAGGAGAAACCGCUGUGUUUGUUUUUUUUUUUUGUCUCUCCAGUCAUUUGGUUCAAACGUUUAUCGUGUCCAAAAAGUGCCAAGAGCUUCUUAGCGGACUCCUGUGGAUGGGCUCUGAAGGAAGGGGAUCGAACCACAAAGCGUGGGUGGGAGGGGGAGGGGGAGGGUGACAGCGUGUUAGGGAUUCAUUUUCUUUACCUCCUCCUCCUCCUCCUCGGCACUCGAGCCCCUCCACUGCCCGCUCUGGUAGUUGUUGCUUUUUAGUUUACCGGACUGAAUCCGUUUUUCUUUUUCCUCUCUGAAGCUGCUUCUUCUUCCCACUCCCUGACCCUCAUGAGCACCAUACUGUAUUAGUUACAUAAUUCCUCUUACAGAAGGAUGACGAAUGUACUCUCUGAAGCAAAAGAGAGAUUAUAUAUAUAUAUAUAUAUCUAUAUACCAAGCUCUCCAUUUUUCUUUUCUUUUUGUUUGUUCCGUUUGGUUUUCGACAGGUCAUUUCAUCGGUGCCAAGAUGUCUGAAUGCCCCAACUGAUGCCUUUUUGUUUCCAAACUUUUCACAUGUGCAAUUUGAAGGAGACAAUUUAGCGAGACAGCCGGCGCCCGGUGGAGCAAUUUGUGUUUGUUUGUUUUUUUUCUUUUGCUUUUCAGUCGCUGUUGAACAUGUUUUAAUCACAGCAAUGAUCUGAACUGGUUCAGUCCCUUUAGAGUUUUUCGCUUGAUCUGUAGAAACCUGGAGCGGAUCUGAGAGUUUUGAAGAGGACGGACUCUUUUUUUAGUGUUUUUAAAAGUUACACGCGUUCGCACUGUGAGCAACAUGGCGGAUGAGUCACCACAAAGCUGUUUUUUUUUUUAUUGUUUUCAAAUUCAAAUCUGAUUUUUUCCUGAUUUUUUUUUAAAGUGCUGUUUAAUGGCAGAGACCAAAAUAAUGCUUCAGGUUGCUGCAGCCAAUCACAGCACUGAAACAAGUCACAUAAAUGUUAGCAUGCUACGCUAUGCAGCUGGUUUUAACAUCUCAUUCAGAUGGCUUCUACUUCGACUUAGUACAUAUUGAUUUAAUGUAACGUGACGUUAUUUAUUAGCCAAUGUUUAAACAUUUCACAAAACAUGAACUACUGUCCAGUCUAAAUAAUUUAUAACUACUUUUACACUGUAAAAACUCAAAUCUUAGCGAGUGCAUUUGUCUCAUGAUGUCUUAUCAUUACACAGAUUACAAUCCACAUUCACUUUACAAGUCCUGACAAACGUCUUACGUCGAGAUGUUAAACGGGGAAAUGUGCGGUCAGGGUCGCUUGAAAUGAGUGAAAAAACAAAUCUGCUAAUGGGGAAAGAUGUCUGUGUGGGUUGUCAGUCUUCCAGCUCAGCGUAAAUCCAAUCCUGAUCCAAAGGCAGCUGGACUUGGUGGAAGAUCUUGAGGAUGUUUCACCUCUCCUCUUUUAAAUAAAUCCAGCUGCCUUUGGAUCAAGAUUCAAUUUACAAUGUAAAGGUAAGCAGAUUUGACUUGUGAAGUUUCCUAAUAUGAGAUGAAAUGUCAUUUCUGACCCCAUUGGCAGAUAUUUUACACUCUUCACAAGCUAACCAGGCUUUAUUUUCCUCUUUCAAUAUCUUAAAAUAAGAUGUUUAUCCAGACUUGUCAGGUAAAUGUGGCUCAUAAAAAAAAAAAGUAAUGAGGUAUUUUUGAACAGGAACUGGAUAAACACACUUGUUAGGAUUUGAGAUUUUGCAGUGUAGUAGUUUAUUAUAAUGCCCUGAUUGGCUCUGAAUGACUGCGUAUUAGAUAAACCGUGGUGAUUGGCCAAACUAACAUCUGUGUGGUUUAAAAUCUGUCUGAACAGACUCGUCUACAGUGGAGGUUAAAGUAACAGUUUGCUGAUUUGCAGCUCAAACCUUAUCAAGUGUAUUUGUUUCAUUUCUAGUCAAACAUUUCUCACUACAUGUUUACCUGACGGGUCCAGAUAGACAUCUUACUUCAAGGUAUAACGAGCAAAAAUGACGGCCUGGAAUCCUUAAAAUAAGUAAAAUAUAUCUGCCAAUGAAGCGAGCGUAUGAGAGGUCUAUAUCUCAAAUAUCACAACUCAUUUUAAGACUCUUAAAAACUACAUUUCCCUCGCUGCACUGGCAGAUAUUUUUUUAUUUAUUAUGAGCAAGUCAGGCCUCAUUUUGUGCUUUUUAUGUCUUAAAAUAAGAUGUUUAUCUGGACUUGUUUGGUAAAUAAUUUUGAUAAAUAAUUAGAGAAAUCCACCGGCUUAGAUUUGACUUUUGUCAGUGAACUUCAAGGACGUUAAUAUCCAGCAGGUCUCCCUUCACAGUUAUUUUUCCACAUUCUUAUAUUACUUAAAAGUUAAAUAAUCAUUCAAAGGCCUCAAUCAACCCAAUAUCAGACGAAUCAAUCAUGCAUCAUGAGCUGGAUCAAACACUCGAUGAGUUUAGCUUCUACUUAAAGCAAUAAUAAGACGUGUUUGGAAUCAAUCUUAGGCCUUUCUUUCCAACAGGAUCGAUAACUCUCUCUCUCAUUUCUGUGCGUAUAAAUGGAGUUGUAGCCUGUAGGUGAUUAGCUUAGCUUAGCAUAAUGAAUGGAAGCAGGUGGAAACAGCUAGCCUAGCUUCUCUUCACCUUUUAUCUUUUCUUUUUCUCUCUGUAUAAGAUUAGUUUGAUCCCUAAACGACAGAAAAGAUUCAAUCAACACUUGCAGUGUUUUUUUAGGUUUUGAUUUAUUUAUUUUUUUAGUUGAGUACUUGCCGGGGGUUGUGACUCUUCAGAUUUAUUUAUUUUUCCCCUGAAAUAGUAACACUAAAAGAUUGAAUCAUAAGCCCUUUUCACACAUGCACUGAUACAAUUUCUUGACCUUUUUCUUGAAAUCGUCCUGAGCAGGUUUAUUCACGCGUCGCUCACAGCGGGAGAUUUUCGCUGUCGGAGAAAGGAAGCGAGUAGGGGAGGGGUAUAAACAUCAUGAAACUCUCUCUCUCUCUCGCUCUCGCUCACUCGCUGGAAAUUUUCUUUCUGUGUUUCCACGUUGGCUCACGCUGACAUUUCACCAGGGUGAAAGAAUUCUGCUAAUUGCAUUCACACAUGCAGCAGCUCGCUCUCAAUAUUUAGAGAAGGUUUUGUGCAUACAAAGGGUUAUAGUAAAAACUGAACCCACAAAGAAGGGCUGCACUAUUUAUGGAAGUAGAUAUAAAAAAAUCACAAAUACUGCAAAGUGCAAUCUCCAGAUGUUAAAACAGAAUUGUAAUGACGUAUAUGUGCGAGAAUCCUUGGCCUUUACAAAUGUUUUUCAGCUGUUUUUAAAAAGGAGAUUAACAAGAAGAAAUGUCGGUUCAGACGCCAACAAAUGCACAUUUUAAAAGUUUCUUACCAUGAAUCUUCAAACUAUCUUAAUAUCUGUCAAAACAAAAGCAAUGCAAUGUUUUUCAUUCCUUUAAACACUCCAACUCUGCCGCCCUUUUCCUUUGACUCGAUGAUCAUGUUGCUCACAGUGUGAACCCGCUGCAGUAACGACCCUGAUGAUGAAACGCAAUGACUUCUUUCUUUCUUUUUUUUUUAUUUGUUCAUCUACAGUAGUAAUAAUUACUGAGCCACUUUGACGAUGUACCAGAAUAACGACUGAGUGCAAGCGUGCUAAACGAUAAGCUACGGUCCACCACGCGGGGCAGGAACGUUUCCCCCCUCCUGAACCCUGCUGGUGUCCAUUACGGUGUUGAAGCUGCCCCUCCCCCCGCCCCAGUCUGCACUUUAACGCAGGUCCCCCCCAACUCCUCAUCCCCCCCCCCCCAAAGACCUGCUGUACUGUAUGAAACGGGGAGGGUUAUUUACUUUACAAAGAUCCUGUCCACACGGGGAGAUUCCUGUUGGUCUUAAAGCGUUUGGUGAUUAUGUCCCCCUCCCCUCCCCCGCCCACCCACACACACACACACACACAACACCUUGCACCUAACAACACCUUUUUUUUCUCCUGAUCAGCUGUGAUGAGUAGAGACCCUGUGUUAUCAGUGUUAAAACAUGAGGAAGGUGACUUUUUUUUUUUUCUGACUCCAUUUCAAAGAAAACGUUGAAAGCUUUCCGCUUGGAGCUUCUUGUGUGGAAAAAAAAUAAAUAAAACAAGCUUUUUUUUGA